Molecule: messenger RNA, 1961 nt
Organism: Hermetia illucens (black soldier fly)
Lineage: Eukaryota; Metazoa; Arthropoda; Insecta; Diptera; Stratiomyidae
Product: kelch domain-containing protein 3
Exons: 5
Coding region: 1-1146 (381 amino acids)
Cellular component (GO): cytoplasm
Molecular function (GO): chromatin binding; protein binding
Source: RefSeq, a predicted model, not a curated record
AUGCGUUGGACAGUUCGGUUGGAUGGUGGCCCCCGCCGCGUAAAUCACGCCGCUGCUGCAGUUGGUGAUUACAUUUACUCGUUUGGCGGAUACUGCUGCGGCGGCGACUAUAUGUUUUGCUCCUCAAUCGACUGCUUCGUUUUGAACACUCAGAAUAUGCGAUGGUCCAUUGUACCAGUGAAGAAGGAUAAGAAUGGAGAAUUGCUAAAUCAUCCCGAUAAUCCGUUUCAUCGGUACGGCCAUACAGUUGUCACUUACAACGAUAAAAUUUAUCUAUGGGGAGGCCGCAAUGAUGUCUGCUCUUGUAAUAUUCUAUACUGUUUCGACGUGGAAACGCACACAUGGUCACGACCUGAAGUAACUGGAGACAUUCCUGGGCCGCGUGAUGGUCAUUCAGCGUGCGUUUACAAAGAUAAAAUGUAUAUUUUCGGAGGAUUCCAGGACGAUAUUGAUCAGUUUUCAUGUGACGUUCAUAGCCUAGAUUUCAAAACAAUGACUUGGUCAUAUAUUCCUACGAUUGGUACCCCACCAAGCUAUCGAGAUUUCCACUCAGCCGCUGCCAUCAACGAUCGAAUGUACAUAUUUGGCGGCCGAGGGGAUAAACACAGUCCUUAUCACAGUAUGGAAGAGAUAUAUUGUUCGGAUAUUGUUUAUUUGGAUUUAAAUACCAACACAUGGUGUAUGCCACGUACAACCGGAAAUGUUCCUGUCGGACGACGCAGUCAUUCAAUGUUUAUUUACCAAGACCUAAUCUACGUAUUUGGCGGAUAUAAUGGAAUUUUAGAAGAGCAUUUUAACGAUUUACAUACAUUUGAUCCAAAAACAAAUCGAUGGCGAGUCGUAAAACCUGAUGGGGCAGAACCAUCCACUCGGCGUCGACAAGUAUGCUUGGUGAUAGGCAAUAAGAUGUUCAUGUUUGGUGGAACUAGUCCAAAUAAGAAUGCUCUAAGCGAAGAAUUUCCCAAAUUAAUUGACAAUAAUGAUACACACGUUUUGGAUUUCGAACCGACACUGAAAACACUUGCAAUAAUGGCUGUACUAGAAAAUCGCAUCGAUUAUUCAUCCCUGCCUUACCAUAUAAGAUACGAUAUUCAAGUUAUGACCACACCCAACAUGAUAAGCAGAUCGGCCAAUCAUGCAGGUUGAAUUAUAUCCCGUACUUUCCAAGUGUGAUGAACAAUUCGGCACUUUAUAAUAAUUUCCUCAUUUUCAAAGUUUUUAUAACCCAUUGAAAUGAAAUAAUGAAAAAGGAGAAGUUUUAUUGCAGCCAACUAAGGGCCAAUUGUUGAAAUCUAGACUUGGGUUGAUUUGGGUCAUGUGUAAUAUAGCUUUGCGGAGAUUUUCCAAGUUUUAUUUUUCAAUACAGUGAUCAGAUCAAAUCGUCUUAUAUAUUUAUCAUUUCAUCGUAUUAGUUGACUUUGACUCGGUUUUACAGCAUUAUUAGCAACAAGCCUAGAACAAAAAAUUCUGACGGAAUUCAUUUCUUUCUACCUUUUUUAUUUAAAAGAAAAGAACGACAAGAAAUAAUGAAUCUUUAUAUUAUAAGCUAUUGCAAACGAAACAUGUACGCAACAUAGCAACAGAUAUUAACGAAAGUUAUAAUAUUCUUCGAGAAAAACGGUCAUCAUAACGUAUUUCUAAUGUUUUGAAGUCAUUUUCCUAUACAUAUCUAAUCAUUAGCAUCUUACAUUUGCACUAAUUCUAUUUAUUCUUUGUGAUUGUUAUUUUUUUUUUUGUAAUAUAUAUUCUACCAGUGUUUUCACGUCGAAUAAUUAUAUUUGGAACAUACUAAUCUAGCACAAACUAUUCUGAUUUUAUUAUGUUUUUUUGUUUUAGCAAAAAUGUAUUGGAAAUAAUUUACGCAUAGUCAGUGUUGUAAGAAAUUUGUAAUCUUGGAAGUCGUAGUAACGAUGGCAACGCCUCUGUUUACUAAGCAAUAAAACAAUUUAAAUAACACCGUA